Molecule: messenger RNA, 2043 nt
Organism: Acanthamoeba castellanii str. Neff
Lineage: Eukaryota; Discosea; Longamoebia; Acanthamoebidae
Product: BTB/POZ domain containing protein
Exons: 10
Coding region: 1-2043 (680 amino acids)
Biological process (GO): regulation of proteolysis; proteasome-mediated ubiquitin-dependent protein catabolic process
Cellular component (GO): cytoplasm
Molecular function (GO): ubiquitin protein ligase binding
Source: RefSeq, a predicted model, not a curated record
AUGGCGUCACCAUCAUCGGCAGCUCCGCCACCGGCUUCAUCGUCAUCGAUGUCGUCGUGGCUCUCAUCGUCGUCGUCUUCGUCAUUGAUGUUCACGCGGGUGGAGACGGUGGUGGUGAGCGCCCGCGUGACCGGCCAGCGCGUGGAGCUCUCCCACCGCGACUUCAGCGGCGGCCAGGCCGGCGGCGGGGUGCUGUCGCCGGAGGUGGUGCGCGACGUGCUGGCCAAGAACGCCCACACGCCCGUGGUCGUGCUCGUGCUCCGCUCGUGCAAGCUGGCGGCGUUGCCGCGCGAGCUGGGCCAGCUCACGUUUCUCCACGAGCUGGACGUGUCCGACAACCUGCUCACCGACCUGCCCAUCGAACUCGUCGCCCUCACCAACUUGGCCAAGCUGACGCUGUCGGGCAACAAGUUCAAGGAGCUGCCGGUCUUCAUUGGCCACCUGCCCGGCCUCCUCCACCUCCAGGUGCUGGGGAUGCCCACCCUCACGACGCCGCACAACCUGCUUCGCCACGGCACCGAAGCCAUCUGCGCCUAUCUCCGCUCCUCCUUCGUCACGCUGGAGGAGAAGCAGGGCGAGCUGGAGCUGCACGUGCGCGAGACCUUCAACGUGGCCAAGCACGCCGACAUCUGCUUCGUCGUCGACGGUGAGCCCAUCCACGCCCACCGCCUCAUCAUCGGCCUCCGCAUCGCGUCGCCCAUCUUCGAGUCCUUCCUCGCCUCGCCCAACAAGGAGCACAAGAUCGAGGGCGUGGGCGCGGAGACGUUCGUGCGGCUGCUGCGGUUCGCCUACGGCAACGGCCUCUACGACCCCCUCAAGUCGCCCCUCGAGAACCGGGCCUUCCUCGCCAUGCUCGACACCCUCCAGAUCACCACCUUUGGCCGCAACCACAGACUGGUGGGGACGGGAAUGAUCAUCAAACGAACGGACGCGAUGCUGCGCGACGACUUCAUACGACUCUUCCACACGGCCAAUCGCAUUUCAUACACACCCACCACCACCGCCGCCGCCUCGACAUGCGAUGUCGAUGAGCCGCCAUCACCAGCGCCUCCGACGCCAACAGACCAGGCGUCGGAGCCAAAACCGCCGCAGCCUGCAGAGGCCCAGCCUGCGUCGGACCUAAAACCUGUGCAGCCGCCGCCCGAGACCCAGCAGGGCACGACCAAACGCCGGGGCAAGCAGAAGCGGGAGACCCGGGCCGAGCGCGAGAUGCGCGUGUUCGCCGAGGCCCAGGCCCGGCGCGCCGCAACCGAGCGCCAGCGCGAGCUCGAGGCUCAGGCCGAGCGCGAUAAGGCCGAGCGCCAGGCGCGGGUCCGGAGCGAGCAGGCCCAGGCCGACGAGCUGGCCAAGAAGGCGCAGGUGGAGCGCGAGAGGCAGGCGGCCGCGGCAACAGCGGAGACGGCGGCGGCGGCGGCGAGGGCCGCGAGCGGGUUGCUGCCGCCCGGGACGCUGCUCAACGAGGCGUUCCUGCGACGACACGGCUGGUUCGCCGACCUGCGCGUACGAUGCGCGUCUGAUGUGAGAGGCGGCGGCGGCGGCGAAAGUGAAGAAGACGAAGAAGAAGAGGCACAAGUGGAGAACGAAACGGGGCACGGCGUGUUCGUGUGCCACAAGUUCCUGCUGUGCGUGCGAUCGCCGUAUUUCCAAGCCAAGUUCGAGGGCGGCAUGUCCGACGCGCUCGAUAAGGAGAUCGUCAUCGAUGAGUUCGAACGAGACCCCAUCUCUCAGAUGCUUCGAUUCCUGUACACUGACGAGCUUACGGUCAACUCGGACAACGCACAGGACCUGCUCGAGCUCUCCGGUCAUUACCAACUGGAGCGGCUGCGAUCGGUGGUGGAGAAGUUCUUCGGCGACAACAUCGACCACGACAACGUGCUCUCGCUGCUCCACCUGGCCGACCACUACCAGGCCUACCACCUCAAGGUCUUCUGUACCUCCUACAUCUUCAAGCACCAGGACGCCAUCACAUCCUGCGCUGAGUGGGGCGAGUGGCGCAAGGAACAUCCGGAGCUGUACAGCCAGCUCCUCCGGCUUCUGCAGUAA